Lottia gigantea (owl limpet) is the source of this 1089-nucleotide messenger RNA. RefSeq lists its product as hypothetical. The transcript has 3 exons. The record is from RefSeq and is a predicted model, not a curated record. Gene Ontology annotation, molecular function: GTPase activity; GTP binding; structural constituent of cytoskeleton. The coding region runs from base 1 to 1089 and encodes 362 amino acids. NCBI's taxonomy places the organism in Eukaryota, Metazoa, Mollusca, Gastropoda, Lottiidae. Gene Ontology annotation, biological process: mitotic cell cycle; microtubule cytoskeleton organization. Gene Ontology annotation, cellular component: cytoplasm; microtubule.
AUGGAUUCUGUAAGAUCAGGACCUUUUGGCCAGAUCUUCCGUCCAGAUAACUUUGUCUUCGGACAAUCUGGUGCCGGAAAUAACUGGGCUAAAGGUCAUUAUACAGAAGGUGCUGAAUUGGUAGAUUCCGUUCUUGAUGUUGUCCGUAAAGAAGCUGAAAGCUGUGAUUGUCUACAAGGAUUCCAGUUGACCCAUUCUCUGGGUGUAAAAUCCGAGAAGAAUAUCCAGAUAGAAUCACGAACAACCUUUUCUGUUUGUCCUUCACCAAAGGUAUCUGAUACAGUUGUGGAACCUUACAACGCCACCCUCUCAGUUCAUCAAUUGGUAGAAAAUACAGACGAGACUUACUGUAUUGAUAAUGAGGCUCUAUAUGAUAUAUGUUUCCGUACCCUCAAACUGACCACACCCACUUACGGUGACCUCAACCAUCUGGUAUCAGCCACCAUGUCUGGAGUGACCACCUGCCUCCGAUUCCCUGGUCAACUCAACGCCGAUCUCAGAAAACUCGCUGUCAACAUGGUACCUUUCCCCCGUCUUCAUUUCUUUAUGCCAGGAUUCGCUCCUCUCACCUCUCGAGGUUCCCAGCAAUACCGAGCUCUGACUGUACCCGAACUCACCCAACAGAUGUUCGAUGCCAAGAACAUGAUGGCUGCUUGUGAUCCUCGUCAUGGUCGUUAUCUGACAGUAGCUGCCAUGUUCAGAGGUCGUAUGUCCAUGAAGGAGGUAGAUGAACAGAUGUUGAACGUUCAGAAUAAGAACAGCAGCUACUUUGUUGAAUGGAUUCCAAACAAUGUUAAAACUGCUGUUUGUGACAUUCCACCAAGAGGUCUGAAGAUGUCUGGAACAUUUAUUGGCAAUACGACAGCCAUUCAGGAACUGUUUAAGAGAAUCUCUGAACAGUUUACAGCUAUGUUCAGAAGAAAGGCUUUCCUCCAUUGGUAUACUGGUGAAGGUAUGGAUGAGAUGGAAUUUACUGAAGCUGAAUCCAACAUGAAUGAUCUGGUAUCUGAAUAUCAACAGUACCAGGAUGCUACAGCUGAAGAGGAGGGAGAAUUUGAUGAAGAAGAAGGGGAGCAAGAUGAAGCUUAA